UGUUUACAUCGUGCCUGGUGCACAGAAGCAGCUGUUUUUUCAUUAUUUGUAGCUAAUUUACGAUCGCAAAUUUAAAUAGAUAAAUUCCCCGCAAACGCCACCGGGCUCGCUGCACAAGAAAGGACCAGAGAACAGUGUGAGCUAAUAGUAAUAGUUUAAUCUUGUAAACAUAAUCAUGCUCAAGUGUGCACAACUAUUCGGCUCCAAACGUCUAUGCUCGGCCCAAGUUCCUCUCGCUUCCAGCGUCCGAUGGAUGCGUAACAUCGAUCGGGUGAACGUAAAGGUCCACCAAGGUACGGUGAGUGGCGUGAAAGAGCAGCUCCCGAAUGGAGGCGUUUUCUGUGCCUUCCGGGGCAUCCCGUACGCGAAGCCACCGGUCGGUGAGCUGCGCUUCCGGGCCCCGCAGCCGCUGGACCGAUUCCCCUACCCGGUGCUGGACUGCAGUGUCGAGCGGGACGUUUGCUUUAGCAGAAACAUGUUCACCCAGGAGCUGGAAGGAUCGGAAGACUGUCUGCAUCUGAACGUGUACAUGCCCGGAUCCGGGGAAAGGGCUGGUCAACCGCUGCCGGUGAUGGUAUUCAUUCACGGUGGGGCGUUUCUGUUCGGCAGUGGCAAUGGCGAUUGCUACUCGCCCGAAUAUCUGCUCCAGGAGGAGGUGAUUGUAGUCACGCUGAACUAUCGGCUCGGCGCACUUGGCUUUCUGCAUCUGCCCAGCCAGGGCAUUGAGGGCAACGCGGGCCUCAAGGAUCAGCUGGCGGUGCUGCGCUGGGUGCAGCAGAACAUUGCCGCAUUUAACGGCGAUCCUAACAAUGUGACGCUGUUCGGCGAGAGUGCCGGUGCUGCCUCCGUCCAUCUACACAUGCUGUCACCCGUUUCGCGGCAGUACUUCCACCGAGCGAUCUGUCAGAGUGGAGCCUCUGUCAUGGAGUGGGUGAUGCAGCGCGAUUCGAUCAACCGCACCCGGUCGCUGGCCCGGCACAUCGAUCCCGACGCCAAGACGGACGAGCAGGUGUACCGAACGCUGCUGGCCGCGGACAAGGCCCAGCUGAUGGGGCUAAUGCUGCACACACUGUCGGCCGACGAGAAACGGCGCGGUCUGCCGAUGCCGUUCAAACCGGUGGUGGAGGAGGGUGAACCGGGUCCGGACACGGUCGUGCCGGUACAUCCGUUCGUGGCAAUGCAGCAGCGCGACCGUACCGGCACGAUGCCAAUCAUUUUCGGAAACAAUGACCGCGAGGGCACUAUCAUGAUGAUGGAUGCGAUCAAAAAGCUCGACCUGUACGAUAACGAUAUGGCACGGAUGAUUCCGCGCACGGUUAACGUUGCGCCGGGCAGUGCCGCCUGCGAGCAGCUGGCGAGCGAGGUGAAACAGUUCUACUGUGGCGCGCAGGGCGUUACGAAGGAAACGGCGAACCAGCUGGCUGAUUUGAUGACGGAUUAUCACUUCGGGAUACUGGCGAACACGUGUGCGGAGCUGCACGCGCGCUAUCAACCGAACUCGCCCAUGUUUUACUACCAGUUUAGUUAUGACGGGGAGCUCAAUAUGUACAAAAAGCUGCUGCAGCUGUCCAUUCCCGGCGCGUGCCAUGCGGACGAGCUGUCGUACCUGUUCCUGAUGAGACUGGCAAAUUAUGACGUCAAACCGGACUCGGAAGCGGGUCGCGUUCGGCAGCUCAUGUGUCGGCUGUGGACCAACUUUGCCAAGCAUGGCCAUCCGACACCGGCCAACGAUGAGAGUCUUCCCUUCCGCUGGCAGCCGGUAGACAAAAUCGCCCCAAGCGCUGCCAGCGAAUCGUUCCGUUUGCAAUGUUUAGAUAUAGCGGCAGACCCCAAAAUGAUCACCGACCCGGCAAAGGAGCGAAUCGAUUUUUGGCGCACUGUUUACAAGCGAUGGAAUGAUGAUUUUCUCAAAGUGAAGCUAUUUAACCAAAUGGCUGAAGCAUCCUCCUGCACCGUAUAUAUAACAUCCGGCCCCAUCCGUGGCACAGUAACACCCCUUCCCGAUGGUUCCGGUCCGUGCUACACCUUCAAAGGCAUCCCGUAUGCUGUUCCGCCCGUCGGACCGUUACGCUUUCAACCACCACAACCGCUAACACACCACUCGAACGACGGGCAAGCCGCGCUGGACUGUACGCGAGAGCGUGCGGUGAGUUUGGCCAGCAGCUACCUGCCACCGAACCCGCCCCUCGCCUCCGAAGACUGUUUGUAUUUGAAUGUUUACACACCGAAAAACCCAACCCCUUUGGACGGUUCCUCCGAUCUGCCCGUAAUGGUGUGGCUGCACGGUGGCGCCUUCUGCACCGGAAGUGGCGACUCGUCCAUUUACCAUCCCGAGUGGUUGGUGGCGCUGGGGCCCGCCGUCGUCGUGACGGUAAACUAUCGGCUCGGGCCGGCCGGAUUCCUGUGCCUACCGUCGGCGGGCAUUUACGGCAAUAUGGGACUGAAAGAUCAGCGGCUGGCGUUGCAGUGGGUGAGGGCAAACAUUGGCCGGUUCGGAGGGGACGCGCACAAUGUGACACUGUUUGGGGAGAGUGCCGGUGGCGUUUCGGCCCAUCUACAUUACCUUUCGGAGGGAUCGUACCAGCUGUUCCACAAGCUCAUAUGCCAGUCCGGGGUGGCGACUACGUCGAUCAUCUUUCAGAAGCAUCCGGAGCAGAAAGCGCGCCGUCUGGCGGAGUAUUUCGGGUGUCCGCCCGAUGCUUCCGAUCGCCAAGUGUUGGAUACUCUUUUGAAUGUUGCACCCGAGCAGUUGGCCAAAUCGCAAAAGGAGGCUCUCUCGGCACACGAGAAAACGCUCGACUCGGUGUACGCCUUUCGGCCGGUGGUGGAGCCGUCCGAUGCGAUUGAUCCGAUCGUUACGGAAAAUGCGUUCGAUUUGCUGCGCAGCUUCAACCGGCCGGGCAAGCCGAUGAUACUGGGAGUGGUCAGCGAGGAGGCACUGUACAAGAUUAACACCUUCCGACAGCACCUGCUACGGUACAGAGACGAUAAGGGUCGCUUCAUUCCGGAUUUGCUGAACGUUCCGGCGGGCGAGCGAUCGGAGGUGGCCGAUCGCAUUUUAGCGUUCUACUGCGGUACGACCGAGGUGACGCUGGAGAAGGAGUUCGAGCUGAGUCGCAUUUUUACCGAUACCAUGUACCUAAUUCCGACCGUACAGGCGGCAGAGCUGCAUCUUCGUCGUAGCAAAAGCGAUAUCUUUUUCUACCAUUUUGGCGCCGAGACGGAGCUGAACAAGUUUCGCCAGCAGUGGAAAGUGCCAGCGGAAUAUCGUGGCGCAAGCCAUGCGGAUGAUGUGUGCUACCUGUUCAGUGCGAGCUUCUUCCAUACGGAUGCGGUGGGGCAGGAUUCGCCGGCCUGGAGGUUACGAAAGGCGAUGUGCCACCUGUGGACCAGCUUUGCCCGGCGGAGAGUGCCACGGUUGGACGGUGAGGAGGUGUUGUGGACACCUUUGGAGGAACCGACCACGGAAUCGUUUAAUUUAACGGCACUAAACAUAGACCACCAGUGCGACAUGAGGAUGCAAAACCCGCUAAACGCUUUAAUCGCCUACGCGCGCGCCCGUUUGGGUUGGACCGGCUCAGUCCGCAGCAAACUUCCGAUCAGGAUGGUUAUCCGCAAGCUGUACGUUCCGCCGACGGUCGCCAAGACGAAUCCGGUCCAGCCGCCGGUCGUGGAUCCGAAUUUUAUGGCACCGUCGGUCGUGGAUCCGAACUUUAUGCCACCGUCGGCCGUGGAUCCAAACGGCAUGCCACCGGCUACCGCUUAUCAGCCUCCAGCAGAAGAUGUGCCGAUCAUCGUCGAGCCGGAAGGAAGCAGUGCCUCGAACGGACCACCGCUAGUGUUUGCCGACGCAGUGGAGCUGGAUGUAGUGGCGGGGAAAAUUGUUGGCCGCCGGAAGCCACUCCCGAACGGGUCGGAGUACUACUCCUACCAGGGCAUCCCGUACGCCAAGCCGCCGGUCGGUGAGCUGCGCUUUAAGCCGCCCGUUCCGCUGGACCAGUUCGACGAGCAGCCGCUUCAGUGUGGGUCGGAGCGUGGCCACUGUCUGGCGAUUAUGGCACUGCCCGAGGGGCCCGCGGGCGUUGAAGACUGUCUGUACCUGAACGUGUACACGACGAGCGGUCCGGGCGAUGCGCUCGGCAUGCUGAAACCUGUGAUGGUGUGGAUACACGGCGGUGGCUACUACACCGGCAGCGGCAAUACGGACUUCUUCGGGCCGGACUAUCUGCUGCAGCACGGUGUCGUCUUGGUGACGUUGAACUAUCGGCUAGGGCCGCUUGGAUUUCUUGCCCUACCGUCGGUCGGUAUCCAUGGUAACCAGGGGCUGAAGGAUCAACAGUUGGCGCUGCGCUGGGUGCAGGAGAACAUUGCACGGUUCGGUGGUGAUCCCUCGAACGUGACCUUGUUUGGGGAGAGUGCUGGCAGUGCGUCGGUUAACUGGCACUAUCUGUGCCCGAAGUCGCGCCAAUACUUCCACAAAGCGAUUUGUCAGUCGGGAUCGGUGUUUUGUCCCUGGGGGUUGCAGUACCAGCCGGAGGGUAGGGCGCGCAAGUUGGCCGCCGUGUUGGGCUACGAAGGCGAGGACGAUGCGGGUGUUUUGGCAACGCUGCAAAACGCAUCGGCCGAAGAGUUGGUGUCCAAUUCCACGAAAGCGUUCGAAGAGUCGGAGAGCAGCCUCUACUGCAUGUCGCCGUUCAUUCCGUGCAUUGAGGAUCCCAGCUCGGAGGACGCAAUCAUUCCGCAGCGUGGUGAGGAGCUGCUGAAGCAACCGAACGUGACCAACGUGCCGCUCAUUCACGGUGUCACCAGUGGGGAGGGUUUGGUGUUUUAUGGGCUGCUGCAGCAGCGGUUCGACGAGGUUACGACCAAUCUGGCCAGCCUGCUGCCGCACGAUCUGGGCAUACCGCGUGACUUUGCGCCGGCCGUGAUCGAGGAGAUGCGCCAGUUCUACUUCCAGGACAAACCGAUCGACCGGGAUGGACUGGGCCACCUGCUCGAGCUGGUGGGAGACGUUGGCUUUUACUUCCCGGUGUACGCAGCGGCGGAGCUGCAUUCCCGCUUCCAGCAGGAGGCACCACUGUACUUCUACCGCUUCUCGUACGAGAGCGAGCUGAACCAGCUGCGCAAGCAGUUCAGCGUACCGGACGGUACGCCGGGAGCGGCCCAUGCCGACGAGCUGUCCUAUCUGUUCAAUGGCAGUCAAAUUACUGUCCCGGUCGAGGCCGGCUCGGUGGCGGAUCGGGCUCGAACGCUGCUCUGCCGUCUGUGGACCAACUUUGCCAAGUUCGGCCAGCCUACGCCGGAGGGUGACGAUGUUGGCUUCCAGUGGGACCCGCUGCCACCGACCGCUGCCGGGGAACCGUUCGUGCUGCGCGCCCUCGACCUGAACGAGCAGGUGCAGGUGGUGGAGAAUCCGAUGCAGGAGCGGUUACAGUUUUGGAGGUCGCUGGCCGAACGCUUCAAUCCCAAUCUGGUGGCGUGAGGGCGGACGGAUUACUACCAAUAUCAUAUCUUCAUUCAUAGAGCUUAGAAAUGCAUAGACCUUUCGCGCAAAGGGUUACUGUAAGAUAA
Messenger RNA from Anopheles merus, 5571 nucleotides. RefSeq lists its product as uncharacterized. The coding region runs from base 176 to 5482 and encodes 1768 amino acids. The record is from RefSeq and is a predicted model, not a curated record. The transcript has 11 exons. NCBI's taxonomy places the organism in Eukaryota, Metazoa, Arthropoda, Insecta, Diptera, Culicidae.